Messenger RNA from Triticum aestivum (bread wheat), 1472 nucleotides. Its product is annotated as protein FAR1-RELATED SEQUENCE 5-like. Lineage: Eukaryota; Viridiplantae; Streptophyta; Magnoliopsida; Poales; Poaceae. The coding region runs from base 49 to 1299 and encodes 416 amino acids. Gene Ontology annotation, molecular function: zinc ion binding. Gene Ontology annotation, biological process: regulation of DNA-templated transcription. The record is from RefSeq and is a predicted model, not a curated record. The transcript is spliced from 2 exons.
AAUUGUCAGAAAAAGCCAAGGUCAAUCAUCACAGAUGGAGACGCUGCAAUGAUACGAGCUAUUCGGUUGGUUUUGGUUGAUGUGUUGCACCGUCUCUGCUCAUGGCACGUGGAAAAAAACAUGCAGAAGCACCUUAAUUACAAAUCGCUAAGUGAGUUCAGGGCACUCUUGUACUACUCCACCUCUCCAGCCAACUUUGAGGCGAGAUGGCACGCUUUCGUUCGUAAAUGGAAGACUGAUAAAACAGAAGAGUGGUUGAGUAGGAUGUACAGGAAGAGGAGUCUGUGGGCAGCAUCAUAUCUGUCAGAUGGUUUUUUUCUGGGUAUGCGCAGUAAUCAGAGGAGUGAAAGUCUUAACUCUUGUCUUCACCUGCACUUGGACGGCGGUAUGACUAUUGUUGACCUAGUUGUGCAUUAUGAGAAUUGCAUAGUCCGACUACGUGAGAACGAGGCGCAUGAUGACUGUGUUUCAAAUCAGUCAUUGCCACCAUCAGUCACAGAAUAUAAGGAUAUUGAGAAGCAUGCCGCCAAAGUAUUCACUCAUUCCAAUUUUUAUAUUCUUCAACAAGAUCUGAAGAAGAUGGGAGAGCUUGAGAUUUUUGAGACGCUAGUGGGAGUUGACUGCCACACCUUCAUCGUGACAUGGAGGAAUAACCGGAAAUUUCAGUUCAGCGUGAAUUAUCGAGCUGAAAACUCUGAGAAUAUGAUAGACUGCAGUUGUGGACGAAUGCUUCGGAAAGGAUUGCCUUGCAAACACAUUCUGUAUGUGUUGGUUCAUCUCAAAAUAUCUAAAAUACCUAAGUGUUGCAUCCUUAAGAGGAUGUCGAAAGUUGCGAGAGGUGGGCUGCCUGCACAGCGAAAGAGUGACUUGUUUGGCUGGGGUUGGACAGGGGCAGAGCAGCGUGCUCGCUAUAGUCAACUCAGUAUAACAGGAGCUGAAGCUUUUCAUGUUGCUUCAAAUGAUCCAUUCGUCUAUGAUGAGUUGAUGCAGUGUCUGCAGAAUAUAAUAGCGAAGAAAAAGGUCCCUGAUGAUGAUGCCGUUGGUAGUACAAGAAAUGUGCAUGAGGAGCCACGUCAGCCGGAACAACAUGUUGAUGUCAUAGGUGAUCCCGUGAAAGUUUCCACGAAGGGCGCCCCUAAACAGAGCAGGACAGGGCGGGCAAAGAAAGAUCCAAAUGUUACAAAAAAUGGAAGACCAAUAUCAUUUUCUGAGAAAAAACCCGGUCCUCUUUGUGGCAUUUGUAAGAGAGAGGGCCAUAGACGGCAAACGUGCCCUGAGAAUGAAAAGAACCGGGCAUAAAGAGAACCGGGCAUAAAGAUGAAGUAUUCAUAAUCAAUUGAAGGCACUGGCAAUUUCAAUUUAUUUGUUUAAGAAUAAGAGACAUGGCACUUUGAGUUUAUUCUUUAAACCACCUUGUUCGAUGAAAGUCAUUACCACUUUCAGUUUAUUUGUUUAAGAAUAAUAGACAUGGC